Molecule: messenger RNA, 1534 nt
Organism: Protobothrops mucrosquamatus (brown spotted pit viper)
Lineage: Eukaryota; Metazoa; Chordata; Lepidosauria; Squamata; Viperidae
Gene: EMD
Product: emerin
Exons: 10
Coding region: 1-1047 (348 amino acids)
Cellular component (GO): nuclear envelope
Source: RefSeq, a predicted model, not a curated record
AUGUUCAAAGAAGAGGAAGAGGCCAAGAGAUUAAAGACAAAAGCAAAAGGCAAACUGGGACAGAGGACGGUCUCAGAGCAACUACGGAGGAGGAGGAGGCGGCGGCUGUGUGCGGCGCUGAGAUCCACAGCCUGUCGGGUCCUCCCGCCCCGCAGCCUGACUCACUUCCCUUACGGGGGCCAGCCCAGGGCGCCCGGAAUAGCAGGUAGCACCAUGGAUGAGUAUAAAGGCAUGACAGACAAGGAACUUAUUGCACGAUUGAAAAAAUACAGCAUUCCCCACGGACCACUUGUUGGAACUACCCGGAAACUUUAUGAAAAGAAAAUCUACGAAUAUGAGACUGAGCGGAUUCAAUAUCCUUCGCAUGGAGGAUCUGUGUCCCACACAGAGCCAGCCACCAGCCAAAGCUACGUAAAAGAGACCUUUGUGAGUCCACAAAAGAAGGAAGAUUCCAGCUACGGACGAGAAGCUCUUGGCUCCACAAGAACUUACUUCAAAGAAUAUGUCCCAAGACAGGAAUACUAUUCUGAGUACAGAGAUGAAGAUCCCAGUGCCACCAAGUCAUAUCAGAGUUAUAACUACAAUUUGCCCCACCAUGAAGAGCAUUCUUCAUAUGUAUCAGAAGAUAUGGAUGCCAACACUUCUGAGCCCUCCAGACCUUCCAUUCGGAGUUACUCAUCUUUAUUAAGCCAUACAACAUUUCCAGGGACAGUGAGCGCCCGCCAGCCAAUUGCCGAGCCAUAUUCCUACUCUUCCAGUGAGAAGGAUAGGCCAGCUGAGAGAGACAGCAGUUCCUACCAGAGCGUUUUCCAACGGAAAUCACCUGGCUUGUCUUCGCUGCAGGUGCAGCCCCGCCGUGCCAUACAUCCAGAACGCCAGGCCCAGGCAGCGGAGACGGCUCUGGGGAGCAGUGCAGAAACCAAGCGAUACCUCCCCCUCUGGCUCCAGUUCCUGUUGUUUGGGCUGUUGGCUGCCUUCCUGGCCUUCAUCUACUUCUUACAGGGAGGGGCUGAGGACAACCCCUUUGUCAAGUACAUUCCUCAGUGAAGCCUUGGCUCUUAUUACCUAGGCCAGUCUUACCUGACCUGGUCCCCUUCAGAUUGGUCGGGGUGUAACUUCCAGAGGCUGGGAUGCUGGGAUUUGCAGUUCUAACCCAGCCAGAAGGCACCACGAUGGCCAGGAAUGGCCUAGAAUUUUGUGGGGAGGGAAUUCUUUGUGUGUGGGUAGAAUGUUUUGUUGACAGUAAGUGCCUUCUUGUCAGUUAAAAAAGAAAGUAGUAUAUUGAGGGCCAGGGAUGGAAACGUUUCUACCAACUUUCCAGAGAUAAAGCUGCUCCCCACACCUCGGGCCAUCUCCUUCCUGAAACCAGCUAACAUGGGGCAUUUUUAUCUGCUGAUUUUAUAGCUUGUCUUUAUAUGGGUGGCUUCUUAUGAGGGGGUGGAUGGGCGUAGAGGGAAGAAAUGUAGCCUAUCAAUUGCUUUGUUUUAAAUAUACAAAUGUAUGGACUAUCUAAAUAAAUCUUCCCAUUUUUUAA